Castor canadensis (American beaver) is the source of this 607-nucleotide messenger RNA. RefSeq names its product neuroglobin (gene Ngb). NCBI's taxonomy places the organism in Eukaryota, Metazoa, Chordata, Mammalia, Rodentia, Castoridae. Gene Ontology annotation, molecular function: oxygen binding; heme binding. The record is from RefSeq and is a predicted model, not a curated record.
GCGGCGCUGAGGAGAUGGCACCACACGUGCGGUAACUGCGCCCACGCCCCGAGGGUCCCAGCCCUGCGCCCCGCAUCCCUGAGAAGGCAUGGAGCGCCCAGAGCCCGAGCUGAUCCGGCAGAGCUGGCGGGCGGUGAGCCGCAGCCCGCUGGAGCAUGGCACCGUCCUGUUCGCCAGGUUGUUUGCCCUGGAGCCCGGCCUGCUGCCUCUCUUCCAGUACGAGGGCCACCAGUUCUCUAGCCCCGAGGACUGCCUCUCCUCCCCGGAGUUCCUGGACCACAUCAGGAAGGUGAUGCUGGUGAUCGACGCUGCGGUGACCAAUGUGGAGGACCUGUCCUCACUGGAGGAGUACCUCGCUGGCUUGGGCAGGAAACAUCGGGCAGUAGGCGUGAAGCUCACCUCGUUCUCGACGGUGGGUGAAUCCCUGCUGUACAUGUUGGAGAGGUGCCUGGGCCCCGCCUUCACGCCAGCCACACGGGCCGCCUGGAGCCAGCUCUAUGGGGCUGUGGUGCAGGCCAUGAGUCGAGGCUGGGACGGCGAGUAAGAGGCGACACAAACCCUGCGGCCUCCAGCUGUCUGUGUCUGUCUGUUGGUCUGUGUCUGUUGU